Molecule: messenger RNA, 2700 nt
Organism: Xenopus laevis (African clawed frog)
Lineage: Eukaryota; Metazoa; Chordata; Amphibia; Anura; Pipidae
Gene: zic2.S
Product: Zic family member 2 S homeolog
Biological process (GO): neural crest formation; regulation of transcription by RNA polymerase II
Cellular component (GO): cytoplasm; nucleus
Molecular function (GO): DNA-binding transcription factor activity, RNA polymerase II-specific; RNA polymerase II transcription regulatory region sequence-specific DNA binding; RNA polymerase II cis-regulatory region sequence-specific DNA binding
Source: RefSeq, marked provisional
GGGAAUGUGGACUAAGUUCCCCGCAUGAGAGCGAGUAGGAGGAGGAGGAGGAGGAGGAUGAGAGCAAGUGGAGCAGGACUCAUUUAGAUUCACUCCCAGCACAGGAUACACAUUUAUACUGGGGCACUUGGAAUCCCGUCAUUGCCCAUCAUUUUUUUUAACGUUUCGCGUUUUGUAUUUUUCCCUUGUGCUUUUAUGACCUGCAUCCUGUAUAGUACAUCCCAGGGUGUAGCCCUCGCCACUGACACUCAGUACUGAUCCUGGGCACAAUCGCACGGACAUGCUACUAGACGCUGGUCCCCAGUUCCCGGCCCUGGGUGUGGGCACAUUUGCCCGACAUCACCACCAUCAUCAUCAUCACCAUGCAGCGGUAGCGGCGGCGGCAGCAGCAGCCGCAGAGAUGCAGGAGAGGGAGCUGAGUCUGGCGCAGAACAGCUUCGUGGAACCUACUCACAUGGGCGCAUUUAAGAUGAAUCCCGGUGGCGGCUCCGGGGGAGGGAGCGGCGGUGGAGGAGGAGCCGGUCCAAAUGGGGGAGCCGGGGCCAGUGGACCCCACGAUUUGUCUCCCCCAGGGCAAACCUCUGCUUUCACCUCACAGGCCGGCUACCCCGCCUCCGCCCUGGCACCACAUUCAGCCUACACCGGAGCCGCUGCCUUCAACAGCCCUCGGGACUUUUUAUUUCGCGGACGCGGUUUCACAGAGGGAUCAGCAGCUGCAGGCGGGGGGCAGCACGGCUUGUUUGGGCCCCCAGCGGGAAGUCUCCACCACCACCCGCACCACCACCACCAGCUGUCUCACGGGGAGCACCCGCAAGGUCAUCUACUUUUCCCCGGGAUACACGAUCAACAUGCGGCUGCCUCCCAGAACACAUUGGGUGGCCAGAUGCGCCUUGGUUUGCCCGGAGAGGUUUUCGGUAGGACUGAUCAAUACCGCCAGGUAUCCAGCCCCAGGGGGGACCCAUACACAGCCGCCCAGCUGCACAACCAGUAUUCCCCUAUGAACAUGGGCAUGAACAUGGCAGCCCACCAUCAUCAUCACCACCACCACCCGGGGGCCUUCUUCAGGUACAUGAGGCAGCAGUGCAUCAAGCAGGAGCUCAUCUGUAAGUGGAUCGACCCAGAACAACUUAACAACCCCAAGAAAAGCUGCAACAAAACCUUCAGCACAAUGCACGAACUCGUUACCCAUAUGUCUGUGGAGCAUGUCGGGGGGCCCGAGCAGAGCAACCAUAUCUGCUUCUGGGAGGAGUGUGCGAGGGAGGGCAAGCCGUUCAAAGCCAAAUACAAACUGGUGAAUCACAUCAGAGUGCACACUGGCGAGAAGCCCUUCCCCUGCCCCUUCCCUGGAUGCGGCAAAGUCUUUGCACGAUCGGAAAAUCUUAAAAUCCACAAGAGGACUCACACAGGAGAGAAGCCCUUUCAGUGUGAAUUUGAAGGCUGCGACAGGCGAUUUGCUAACAGCAGCGACAGGAAAAAGCACAUGCACGUGCACACCUCGGACAAGCCCUAUCUGUGUAAGAUGUGCGACAAAUCGUACACUCAUCCCAGCUCUCUCAGAAAACACAUGAAGGUGCAUGAAUCUUCUCCUCAAGGUUCAGAGUCCUCUCCGGCUGCAAGUUCUGGAUAUGAAUCCUCCACCCCACCAGGUCUGGUCUCUCCAAAUUCUGAAACGCAGAACCCCAACCUGUCCCCAGCGGCAGUGUCUGCAGUACACAGUGUAUCCAGUGGGGCUAGCGGAACCCUCGCCUCAAACUUCAAUGAAUGGUACGUGUAAGGGACACGCUUCUACUUCCCUGGGACAACUGUGCGGUCACUAGAGACUUUUUGUGGCCACAGCUUCACCAGCGCUAAAGCCAGAAUCUCCUGGGAUCUAGUGUACACACACCAGCAAGGAUUACAUCCGAACCAUUCAGUGUACAAUGAUCUAUCCGCAUGGAGAGAGUAAAUCACCCAACCGAAAGUAUUUAUUUCCCCUCCCCAAAAGAAAAGAACCUGUUAUUACUCCUCAGACCUGCCUAAUGGUGUGAAUACAGAGUUGACGCAUUUUGCAGAUUAAAAAAACAAAAGGGACGUGUUGAUGGAUGCCUCCCUUGGUGUAUAUACAUUUUUUUUGGUUUUUAGAUUGUUUUACAUAAUAUAUGAUGGACGUACCCUUGAUUCAUCCGUUUAAUAUGAAGCUUUAUUUAAUUUACUCUUAUUAGAAGAAUCCGGACUGUCAUUUUCAUGCCCUGGAAUGGGGAGGGGGACACAACAAGUGCCAAAGUCUCCAGAUGUUUCUUACUAAAAGGCAGGCAUUUCUACAAAAGGCUUGUGAAUGUACUUUUCUGUUAAAUGGGCUUUAUGUGACGUUUUCUGUGCUUUUGCAAAGUUGAAUUUGUUCGUUACCGUUUGGAAAAGCGCCGAGGCAAAAAAAAAAAAAGUAGCCGUUGUGCAAUCACCCUAUAGCAGCCUUCCUUGUGUAAAUAAUCGCUUCCAUAUUUAUCCAUUUGUAAUUAAAUUAUGGAAUUAACUUGCAACAGAGGAAACACUAUUUAUAAAGAUUGUUUCUUGACUAUAAAUAUGUACAUUUGUGAGCAUAAAUGCUUUCAGAUUUUUUUUCUCUCUUAUUUUAUGUGGUCUCUUCAUUUUUUGUGACAUGUUUUUAAAAGUAAUGCAUACAGACCUCCAAUAAAAUGUGUUGAAACUGCAACAUCAAACACC